AUGUUGGGGCGUGUGUUGCAUGUGGUUGUCGACGCCAUGCUGAUAAGCAUGGUGCUCUCAGGCAUCAAGCGAAACACGGGUCUGACCGUGGCACUGCCUCGCAUCAAGCACCUCGAGAUGCGCAAAUUUGUGAGCGCGUAUCUCGAAGCGGGCGAAUGGUUGAUGGACUUUGCGGUGGUGUGCCUCGGCCGCUCAUCGUCUUUUGAACGUAUACGUUAA
Malassezia restricta is the source of this 219-nucleotide messenger RNA. RefSeq names its product fungal protein of unknown function (DUF1748). The record is from RefSeq and is a predicted model, not a curated record. Gene Ontology annotation, cellular component: cytoplasm. NCBI's taxonomy places the organism in Eukaryota, Fungi, Basidiomycota, Malasseziomycetes, Malasseziales, Malasseziaceae. The coding region runs from base 1 to 219 and encodes 72 amino acids. The transcript has 2 exons.